Molecule: messenger RNA, 2298 nt
Organism: Meyerozyma guilliermondii ATCC 6260
Lineage: Eukaryota; Fungi; Ascomycota; Pichiomycetes; Serinales; Debaryomycetaceae
Exons: 1
Coding region: 1-2298 (765 amino acids)
Molecular function (GO): myosin binding
Source: RefSeq, a predicted model, not a curated record
AUGGCCCACCAUCUAAAAUACCCAGAUAUUGGGUCGUGGGGAAUAGAUGAUGCGUUGUCAACCACAUCGUCGGCUACAAAAUAUAACUCCCCUUAUAUACAUGGACCAGGAGGCGUUUCUGGCUACUUCCCCCCUCAUCAAAAACAUGAUUUCAAGUACUAUUUCCACCGCUACAACCAAGUAGAUGUCUCACCAUCAACAGAAUUGUUUUCACGAUUUAUCAAAAAGUAUUUGUCCACUCAUAAUUUGACAGGAGAAUUUUGGGAGCGGUUCAAAUACCAAUUGAUCUUGUCGAACUUAAUGGAUGAUUCGUUGAUCCUAUCUAAAAAUGAACAAGCUUUGAACACUUUAAUGGCAAAUACGAAAGAACCAACCGCAACAAGGCUUACCAGACUGCUUAACUUUGAUGGAACUGAGCUCUUUGUUGUCAAAAAGUAUUACCUGAUUCGGUUCCCUGAAAAGUAUUAUAAUACCCAGAUGGUCCUUCAAGUGAUCCACCUAAUCAUCUUCUUGAUCAAACAAAGCUUGAAGGAAGAUUCCCAUUUGCUGUCGCAUAGCAAGCAUAAAUUAUUCCGAAUACUUCUUGUUGUCAGCACUCGUAUGAUUCAAUUUAAACGUAUUGGAUUACGAAUAAAAGCAAACAAAAUACUCAACUAUACCGAAGAAUUCUUGAAGCUCAACUACAAGAUCAACAAAAAACUAAUAUCCCACAUGAUACGAGCAAAAGAGAUGGCCAUUUUCACCGGAACGAGUUUGUCUUCAAGUGGCUCCAAUGAUCCCACAAGUCUAAUGAAAACCCUAGAUGAGACCCUUUCCUUUCUAAUUUUCAAUUUGAAAUCAUCAAUUGUACGCCUACUACCGUUUUUGAAUGGACCUACUUUUGAGCAGUAUUGCCACAUCAAUAACAUAAACAUCGACAUCCUCGGUAAAAGCUUAGAUGAAACUGAACUUACCAUUGAUACGCUACGUUCAAAACUUGACAAAUUUCACAAGUUGAGAAAGAUGUUUCUUUGCCAAUUACUCACCAUCAGUGAACGCCAGAGCUAUAAUUUUUUCUUGAGCAAAGCAUGGGACCUGUUCAAUCUACCACAAGCCGAGACUCGGGAGCUUUGCUCAACCCCGAUUUCGGUUCUUGAAAAGUUCAUUAUCUUAGAAGACAUUUUCCACGAACACAACCAAACUGUGUCAAACUUCAACAACCUUGUUGACAGAUACGAACGGUUAAACCCAAGUGCAACAAAAACUAGAGAACUAGAGAACAGUGACGUACUUCAAGUUGAUAAUCAUCAAACUGGCAUACCUGAAACUAAUAUGGACAGUUUGAUACAAAAACUCACCAAUUUGACAACAAAUUUCGGAUUCUUUAAAAAGUACAACCAAUCUGUGUCUACGAUAGAUAACAUCGAUGAGCUAAAUGAAAAAAUAAUGAUCUUUCAGCAACUUGGAGAAGAACUUCAGCAAAGUAUGCAGCUAUACCAAUUGACUCUUAGCGACUUAAAUCAUGAUCUAUACAUGAAAACAGGCUAUGGUGAUAUUGAAAAGACACCCUCGUCUUCAACUUCAACUUCCAGGCGAAGCUCUCGAAAUUGUGAAGAGUUUAGCCCCAAGACAUUCCACACAACCAGCAGCUCUUUGAAGAAGCGAUUUUCUCUUCCAAGCCAAGCCACGGGAAAGCCUAAUCAAUCACCAACAAUCGAUUCGCAGUCAUCUUCUCUCAAGAGUAAGGUGGGCGAUAAGCUUGAUAAAAAGUACAAAAGAUUAUCAACAGGGUUACAGUUGGGAUUACUCACCGUUUUCGAAGAGCCCAAUAAGGCUUCAAGUUUUUCUGUAAACAGAAACAAUAGAGCUGCAUACGACGACAAUUAUAUCAAUAUCUUACCUUCAAACAAUUACUAUGAAGGCUACAACCAAGCUGCAUUGGAGUCAUUAUCAAACCUGCGAGUUAGGAACUCCAGGCUGUCAAUAAAUCGGUUCUCUCUCAAUUCGUUAGCAUCAAAUGUUAGCAGCUUGUCUGAUUUGGUUUCUUCGACUCAAAUCACCAGCUUUGCCGACGAUGAUGACAAUAAGAAAUCAACUGGCUUAUCGAAGGAAGAUCUACGAAACAAACUCGAAGAGAGUUUUGCCCGAAUCUACAAUCUCGAGAACGAAAACAAGACACUUAAGGAGACUAGUCAAUCGAAUGACUCAGACAAGCUUGAUGCUGCGGAAGUCACCGCUCAGUCAUUUUCCCCAUCUUUUUUGGGAGAACUUGAAAACACAAUCACUCAAAAGAUAUCGACCGAAGAUCAGCUGGUUUGA